AUGAGGAUGUCCUCCGCAUCGACCCAGGAUCGCACCCCUCCCAGUCCACCAGGUGGAGUAGUUCUCGAACCUGGUACGCCUCCUCGCCAUCAACCUGAAUGGAUUGGGGCUUGUGGGGCUUUGCUUCCUCCAACUUUCCUCUCGAAGAAGCGAAACAAGGAAAAUAUUUACUCCAGCCGGUCUGGUUCUGUUGGCAGUAAGUUCAGUCUGGCCGUUAGAUUGUGGAUGGUGUUUGUAUGUGGAUUUGCGGAGGAGUCUUCAUGUACUCCAGGCUUUGAGUCGGAGUUGCUGGUUUUUAAAGUGCACAGUGAUGACCUUCACCAAGGACAAAGACUAGGAAGAGUAAUUUUUAAUGCAUGCGAUGGAAGAACAAGAACGCUCUUCCAGUCCAGUGACAGGUGUUUUGAUGUGGACUCGGAUGGGACCGUAACACCGAAGAGGCAAAUGACUCCUAAUGAAGGCCACAAGGUGUUUUCUGUGGACGCUUGGGACUCCAGAGGAAAGAAGCACACGGUCUCUGUCAGAGUCGAGCGUGUCCAUCAUCAUCAUGAGGACCAUCACAUGAACAUCUCCUCUCCACAGAUUGAAUCUCCCUCUGACGAUCUGGUUCUGAAGUUUCCAAAGUCUACAACGGGUCUGAAGAGAGCAAAGAGAGGAGGUUGGAUUAUUCCUCCAUUUAAUAUACUUGAGAAUAGCAGAGGUCCUUUCCCAGAGAAACUGGUCCAGAUAAAGUCUGACUUUUCCAAGGAAGCUACAAUGCAAUACAAGAUCACAGGUGAAGGAGCGGAUCUGGAUCCUAAGGGGACUUUUGUUAUAGACAGAUUAACAGGGAUUCUGUAUGUGACUCGGCCACUCGACAGAGAAAUAAAAGCUUCAUACAGACUUGUGGUUUUUGCUUCUGGAGUUGAUGUGGAUAUCAGGGAACCUCCAAUUGAAAUUAUUCUAAAUGUGCUGGAACAAAAUGUCAAUAAGCCUUUUUUUACACAAAAUCCAUUCAUUGGAAAUGUUCCUGAAGCUUCUGUUAUAGGUCAUGAGUUUAUGACAGUCACAGCCACUGAUGCAGAUGAUCCAGACACUCACAAUGGUAUAGUCACUUACGCAAUCGUCAAGCAAGAUCCAGAAUCGCCAAAUCCAAACCUGUUUACAAUCAAUCCUUCUACCGGAGGAAUUCGUGUGAAUGCUUUAGGCUUGGACAAAGAGAAAUGGUCCAGAUAUACUGUGUUAGUUACGGCGACUGAUGUGGAAGGAAACGGUUUUUCAACGACUGGCACAGCUGUUAUUACUGUGACUGACAGCAAUGAUAACGCACCUCAGUUUGUGCAAACCACGCACACUGUAUCUGUCCAAGAGAAUAAAGUAGGGGCUGAAGUGGCCAAACUUGCAGUUACUGAUGAAGAUGAUGAGGGAUCUCCUGCCUGGUCAACCAAAUAUAAGAUUAUUGACGGAGACAAGAAUGGGUUCUUCAGUGUCACUACUGGACCCGGCCAGCUAGAGGGCAUCAUCACCACCGUAAAGCCCCUGGACUUUGAGAAGAACAAGCAGUUCAUUCUGUCUGUGAUUGUUGAGAACGAUGAUCCAUUUGUCGGUUCUCUGCCCACUUCCACUGCCACAGUCACGGUGAAUGUAGAAGAUGUGAAUGAGCCUCCGGAGUUUAAUCCAAAAGAGAAGGUUAUCUUCAAACGUGAAGAUGCUCCAGUUGAUGGUGAAUUGGUUACUUAUAAAGCCACUGAUCCAGACACUGCAAAAGCACAGACGAUAGAGUAUAAGAUUGGCAUUGAUCCUGCCGGCUGGCUGAGUGUUGCUCCAGACACUGGAGUUAUUAAAGUCAAGAGCCUCAUGGAUAGAGAAUCUCCAUUAGUCAAAGAUGGCAAAUACAGAGCUACCAUUUUGGCGUUGGAUAAUGAUGGUGAUGCUCCAGCAACUGGCACAGGAACCCUGGUUAUUGAACUGGAGGAUGUAAAUGACAACGCUCCUGUCAUCAAUGAAAGGAAUAUAAAAAUAUGCAAUCGUGGUUCAGCCCCAGUGCUUCUCUCUAUAUCGGACAAAGAUGGACCUCCUCACGCUGGUCCUUUUAGAGUUGAGACCCACGGAGAAACCAGUAAAAAUUGGUCCGCCUUGAUGAAUGCCUCAUCAAUGGGUGUCUAUCUGACACCAAAGUCUGCAUUGGAGAAGGGUGACUACAACGUUGUCCUGAAAGUUAUUGAUCAGGGUGGGAUGGAUCAGGAAAGCACCAUUCAAGCAAGUGUGUGUGACUGCGAAGGAGAAUCAGUGCAAUGUGUUGACUGUGACACUUCUUGCUCAUUAAGGACCAGUUCAUUCUGUCUGCAAUGGUGGUCAGGGAGAGCAUUCCACAAUCUGGGAUCUGCUGAGCAGAAAGCCCGAUGUCCCAUUGUAAGCAGCUUGGUCCUGGGAGGUUUCAGAAGAUACGCUGAGGCAUGUGUUGAGGUCUGUGGGAUGAGGAGUUCCUUGAGGCUUCACCAUGAAUACAAGUUGGUAAGGAGGGAGACCAUGUACUCAAUCCUGAAUGAGACAGGAAACGAGUGGAGUGAUUUGAGGAUGGGGGUGAUGUGGUCGUGUUUGCAGACCCUCAACAGGAUCCUAGCAGUGCUUUUCUGGAUGAGCCUCAAAGGCCUUGAGGCGCCACUCAAGGACACGCCCAGCUGUUUUCAUUUGCCGGAGUUUGUUGGUGUACCAGGGGGCUGUGCGUCCCCUGUGUCUUUGGUGUGUGGGGAAAGGAGUGUCAGCUCCAUUGAGAUGGCUUUUUGGUCAGACACACCCAGAGGCGUCCUUUCGUGUGAGUCUGCGGAGGAGUCUUCAUGCACUCCAGGCUUUGAGUCGGAGUUGCUGGUUUUUAAAGUCCACAGAGAUGACCUUCACCAAGGACAAAAACUAGGAAGAGUAAUUUUUAAUGCAUGCGAUGCAAGAACGCUCUUUCAGUCCGCUGAUAAAUGGUUUGACGUGAACAUCGAUGGGACCGUAACACUGAGGAGGCAAGUGACUCUUCAUGAAGGCCUCAAGGUGUUUUCUGUGGACGCUUGGGACUCCAGAGGAAAGAAGCACACGGUCUCGGUCAGAGUCGAGCGUGUCCAUCAUCAUCAUCAUGAGGACCAUCACAUGAACAUCUCCUCUCCACAGAUUGAAUCUCCCUCUGACGAUCUGGUUCUGAAGUUUCCAAAGUCUUCAACGGGUCUGAAGAGAGCAAAGAGAGGUUGGGUUAUUCCUCCAUUUAAUAUUCUUGAGAAUAGCAGAGGUCCUUUCACAGAGCUACUGGUCCAGAUAAGGUCUGAUUAUUCUAAGGAAUUUCAGAUGCUCUACAGUAUCACAGGUGAAGGAGCGGAUCUGGAUCCUAAGGGGACUUUUACUAUAGACAGAUUAUCAGGGUAUGCGUUUGUGACUCGGCCACUCGACAGAGAAAUAAAAGCUUCAUACAGACUUGUAGCUCAUGCUGUUGCAGAUGGUGUGGAUAAUAUCAAGGAACCUCCAAUGGAAAUUAUUGUGACUGUGCUGGACCAAAAUGACAAUAAGCCUGUUUUUACACAAAAUCCAUUCAUUGGAAAUGUUCCUGAAGCUUCUGUUAUAGGUCAUGAGUUUAUGACAGUCACAGCCACUGAUGCAGAUGAUCCAGACACUCACAAUGGUAUAGUCACUUACGCAAUCGUCAAGCAAGAUCCAGAAUCGCCAAAUCCAAAUCUGUUUAAAAUCAAUCCUGUUACCGGAGGAAUUCGUGUGAAUGCUUUAGGAUUGGACAAAGAAAAAUGGUCCAAAUAUACUGUGUUAGUUACGGCGACUGAUAUGAAUGGAAACGGUUUUUCAACCACUGGCACAGCUGUUAUUACUGUGACUGACAGCAAUGAUAACGCACCUCAGUUUGUGCAAACCACGCACACUGUAUCUGUCCAAGAGAAUAAAGUAGGGGCUGAAGUGGCCAAACUUGCAGUUACUGAUGGAGAUGAUGAGGGAUCUCCUGCCUGGUCAACCAAAUAUAAGAUUAUUGACGGAGACAAGAAUGGGUUCUUCAGUGUCACUACUGGACCCGGCCAGCUAGAGGGCAUCAUCACCACUGUAAAGCCCCUGGACUUUGAGAAGAACAAGCAGUUCAUUCUGUCUGUGAUUGUUGAGAACGAUGAUCCGUUUGUCGGUUCUCUGCCCACUUCCACUGCCACAGUCACGGUGAAUGUAGAAGAUGUGAAUGAGCCUCCGGAGUUUAAUCCAAAGGAGAAGGUUAUCUUCAAACGUGAAGAUGUUCCAGUUGAUGGUGAAUUGGUUACUUAUAAAGCCACUGAUCCAGACACUGCAAAAGCACAGACGAUAACGUAUAAGAUUGGCAGUGAUCCUGCCGGCUGGCUGAGUGUUGCUCCAGACACUGGAGUUAUUAAAGUCAAGAGCCUCAUGGAUAGAGAAUCUCCAUUAGUCAAAGAUGGCAAAUACAGAGCUAUCAUUUUGGCAUUGGAUAAUGAUGCUGUUGCUCCAGCAACUGGCACAGGAACCCUGGUUAUUGAACUGGAGGAUGUAAAUGACAACGCUCCUCUCAUCAAUGAAAGGAAUAUAAAAAUAUGCAAUCGUGGUUCAGACCCAGUGCUUCUCUCUAUAUCGGACAAAGAUGGACCUUCUCACGCUGGUCCUUUUAGAGUUGAGACCCACGGAGAAACCAGUAAAAAUUGGUCCACCUCGAUGAAUGCCUCAUCAACCGGUGUCUUUCUGAAACUGAAGUCUGCAUUGGAGAAGGGUUACUACACUGUUGUCCUGAAAGUUAUUGAUCAGGGUGGGAUGGAUCAGGAAAGCACCAUUCAAGCAAGUGUGUGUAACUGCAAAGGAGAAGCAGUGCAAUGUGUUGACUGUGACACUUCUUGCUCAUUAAGGACCAGUUCAUUCUGUCUGCAAUGAUGCAUUCAUCAACUUUUUGCCCACUUCUACUGUGAAGAAGCAAACCAUGUUGAAUCCAAAUGAGAAGUUGGUUUUAUAAUUGAAAUAGAGGAUAUA
This is a messenger RNA of Pimephales promelas (fathead minnow), 4980 nucleotides long. The record is from RefSeq and is a predicted model, not a curated record. Lineage: Eukaryota; Metazoa; Chordata; Actinopteri; Cypriniformes; Leuciscidae.